CAAUGGGGGGUCGAGUUCUGGAGGGAUAACCGGGGAUAUGGAGGGCUUCAGCACCAGGACAGCAUCAUGGAGAGCUUCUCGGCUGAAACCAGCUGUUGAUGAGUAUGGAUUUGUUAGCAAAGGAGAUACCAGGUAUAGCUUUCCUGACCAGCUUGUUGGUCAAGCACUAACCUAGACACCCGGGGAAGAUUAUUGGACAGAAAGAGCCAGGAAAGGUUAACUAUCCUCCCCUCCCCAUAAAUCCAACCUUUGGAUCCCAACAACUCACAUGCCAUUAGGUACUACACCGAGAUCACCGAGAAGUACGUCAAAUUCUGCGGCUCUUCAGACAGCAGCACGGACCUCGAUGUCAAGCUAGCAGCGGCAGUCCCCUCAACGGGAACAAUGGUAGCCCAGGGCAAGAAUGCCCGCUACGCCGACUCCCACAAUGCCGAACUUGCCAGCAUAAUCCUCUCAAUGCGGAAGUUGCGAGAAGGGAUUGUAGGCUCUUCCCGAGUCGACGCUUUCUCCUCAAAGGCUUACAUGUUCAUGAUCCGGGUAUCAAUCCUCAUGAAGCAUCCGGAUUCGUACCACCCCGCUAUUCAGCACCUGCUCUACGAUAUUCACCCGUACGUGCCAUUGUCAGCCAGCGAGAAGCAGGAAUUCGCUGGAUACCUUGUGCUUCAUCUUGCGAGCAAGAUGAAGGCCUAUAACGAGGCAUUCAUGGUUAAGAGGGAGUUUCAGGUGACGGACUAUAGGAUCUUGCAGGCCGUUGAUGCGAUGAUCCAAGGUAAUUACUGGAGUUUCAGGGCUACGCGGAGGAAGGUGGAUCUGUAUAAAGCCAGGUUGUUGGAGGAUGCGGAGCAGCGGAUGAGGGAUCAUACACUGAAGUGUUUGGGGAAGAGCUACUUCACUGUGGACGUGAACUACUUGGAGAGCGUCACGGGGGCCAAGUGGGAUGAAUUGAAGAAAGAAUUCGGCGUAGGAUGGGAUAUGAACAGUGCUGGAAUUGUCACCGUCAGGAAGCAGAAGAGGCCUGAGCAAAAAGUCGCUCCACCGACGCCGCCAGUAAAGCUGGAUGCGAACUUUAAAGCUUGGGAAUAGAAAACUUGUUUUUAUACCCUUCAAUAGCAGGCCGCUGUGUUAGGCCGUGAUGAUACC
Tuber melanosporum (Perigord truffle) is the source of this 1140-nucleotide messenger RNA. RefSeq lists its product as uncharacterized. The transcript is spliced from 2 exons. Lineage: Eukaryota; Fungi; Ascomycota; Pezizomycetes; Pezizales; Tuberaceae. The record is from RefSeq and is a predicted model, not a curated record. The coding region runs from base 385 to 1083 and encodes 232 amino acids.